Molecule: messenger RNA, 2541 nt
Organism: Symbiodinium sp. CCMP2456
Lineage: Eukaryota; Dinophyceae; Suessiales; Symbiodiniaceae
Source: the annotation of a GenBank genome assembly
AUGAACAAGAAGGACCACUCGGAGGCGGAGGCCGUAAAGGGAAGUGUUGAGUUGCAAAAGAUGCCAGAGCCCGGUGAUGCAGCGGUGGAGUUCAAUGAUUGGAUGUAUGUCACCGAGCAGAUGCUAGGCGCCUUGACGGAUAAUGCAAGUGCUUGGUUUGGUCAGUGCCUUCAGUGUGCAAGAGAGGCCUAUGUCAAGUACCAGAAUGCGUCAGCGCUCGAGCGGCUCAGCAUAAGCCCUGACCUCACUGACUCUUUGAAGGACCCGAAGUGGUUUCGUCUGGAGCGUCGUGUUCUUUCGCUCCUUUUGGCGGCAAUGCCAAGGGCGGUGAAGGAGGACACCAUCACACACCGCAUAGAGUCCGUGGCGGGUGUCCUUUAUAGACUUCAUGUGAUCUACCAGCCAGGUGGCGCUUUGGAGCGCACAGCAAUCUUGAAGCACCUGGAGGGCACUGUGGGACCUGAAGAUCCUGGUGAGGUUGUGGCUCAGCUCAGACGAUGGCGAAGGCAUCUCGCAAGAGCUGAGGAGAUGGCAAUCGCGCUACCAGACGCUAGCCUGCAGCUCAAGGGAUUGGAAGCCAUAACCUUCAAGGCCCUUGAAAGGCUCCCGGAUGUGAAGUUCAGGUUGGCCUUGGCAAAGAAUGAACUCAGAUUGGCUUCGUCACCUACGGCAGAGACGGUCUUGAAGUACUACCAGCACCUUUUGGCGGAGCUACAACAGGCCAUUCCCAACAACAAGCCGGACCACGCCAAGCUGAAGGGAGCUACAACAGCCUCGAACACCGGCCAAGGGCUGAUCGAAAGCAGCGGUGCUGGUCCUGUGGAGCCACGGGGCACCGACAACAAGAAUGCCCAACAACCACUGGGGGAGGUUCAACAGCCACCGGCGGAGACCGGGACGGCUGGGGCGCAAGCACAACCAGAAGCCGCAUCAUCAUCGUCUUCGGCAUCUAUGGCGGCAACUGAGGCGGCGACGCAGCGUGAGGAAAUGAAGAAGUUACUGCGUGAAGCAAGCUCCAUGCUGAGCAAAAUCCAGCUGAUGACAAUGAAGGUGGAGGACACUAACAAGGCCGCCGAGGACCUGGAACUUCUGCUGAGGUCUGCCGGAAUGGACCAGCAUGGAUUGGCUCUUCUAGAUUCGGGUGCGUCCCACCCCUUUCGCAGUCCGGUGGAUACAAAUGAGCUUGAGGCGGCGAACAACGUUGGCGUGGAGUUAGCGGACGGCCAAAUGGUGGAGUUGAAGCAGACGAACACCGGAACAUUGCUCAAGGCAAAGAGUGAAACCACACAAGCGCCAAUAGUGCCUCUUGGGGCGCUGGUGCAGCAGCUGGGAUGCUCAAUAAGCUGGUCAAAACGCCAAGGUCUUCGCGUUGUUCAUCCUGAGCACGGUGACCUUCAAGUGAAGAUGCGAGGGACAUGUCCUUACAUCUCUGAACUCGAAGCCUUGAAGCUUAUCGCGGAGAUUGAAGAUAAGAAUUUGGAGAGGUUGCAACAGACUACAAUGAGGAGUCUGUGGACCACCUCCUCCUCUUCUUCCCCACUCCCUUGGAGUGCAUACUUGGAGGCCUAUGUGGAAACAGGAAGGAGAAGCAGCGCUCUGGCGGCCAUGAUGGAUCCCAGCUUUCCACUCAAUCUGGAAACCGUGACGGAUAGGUUCAGCUUUGUGGGCUCCGAGGACAUCAACUUGAGCGAUGACGCAGGCUUUGGGUACUUGAAGUCGCUACCCGUGAACCGGAAGUUCAGGAGAAGGCUCCAUGGGUCACGAUGGAUUGUUCAUCUCUACGAUGGAAAAAAUGAGACCGCCUCCCAUGAGUUGAAGAAGUUCGAAACUGAGGACAUCGUGGUCUUGGAGAUUGACUUACAGCGGUCCAAGAUGUACAACCUGAAGGGCUGGAACAAUGUUCUUCGGGCCCUAAUGUGGGCGGGAUGCCGGGGACAGCUGGAAGGCAUCCUUGGAGGACCUCCCCGAAGAGAAGGUGAUGAGCUCAGGAGGAAGCUGAUGUACACUUGGAUGGUGGCUGAAAAAGGAGCAGCGGUCAACAACCUCAAGAAGCCCUUCCUCUUUAUGGAGUACCCCGGUGAGAUGGCUUGGUGGAAGUCAGAUGAGUGGAGGAAUUUCCGGGAUGAGUAUCAGCUGUCCCAUGUGAGCUUGGAGGCAGGCCAGGGCCAAGUGUUCCACGCCGCAACAAAUAUGAACUUUGUCAACCAUGUCAAGGAGCCCAGGGUUGAGAAGGGAGUAUCUACCAAAUGGACAACAAGCUUGCUAAGGGCAGUGCGCGAUGGGAUGCUGGAAUGGAACAAGUGGCCAGAUCAAGUACGUCAGGCCCAGCUUCUUUGCAAAAUGGAGGGACGUUUGGAGGACAUGUCCGAGAAAGAGCUCAAGCAAUGGGCCAAGCAUGUUCGGGAUGGACAUGUCCCGUUCAACAAAAGGACCAGAGGAAUCGACGCUGAUGGCAAGUACCGCUAUGCACUUGUGGGUUCAUACUGUAUGCCGAGGCUUGAGGGAUACAAGGAUGUGGACAUUCCUUUGGAGUUGCCGAAG